Messenger RNA from Auxenochlorella protothecoides, 5583 nucleotides. RefSeq names its product Aprataxin. The transcript has 33 exons. The record is from RefSeq and is a predicted model, not a curated record. NCBI's taxonomy places the organism in Eukaryota, Viridiplantae, Chlorophyta, Trebouxiophyceae, Chlorellales, Chlorellaceae. Gene Ontology annotation, molecular function: catalytic activity. The coding region runs from base 1 to 5583 and encodes 1860 amino acids.
AUGACCGGGAGUCGGCUCAAGUGGGCGCGCGUCAACCAGGACUCCAUUGCGGGUCCCGGGAAGGCGGGCACCCGACACCAGUGCGUGGAGGCCGCACGGACGGCCCUGCAGGCAGACACCAGCGUGAUCGUGGACCGCUGCAACCCCAACCCCAAGCAGCGCGAGGAUUUCUGCCGGCUAGCCGGGGAGCUGGGCGUCCAGGCGCACUGCGUGGUCCUGGACCUCCCCCACAAGACCUGCGUGGAGCGCGUGCUCCGUCGCACGGCGCACGAGGGGGGCUUUCAGGGCGUUGAGCACGCCAAGCACGUCGGGGCGAUGCACCGCCUUCUGACUGCCGCGGGGCCCCCAGGCCCGAAGGAGGGCAUGCGCAGCGUGAUCACCUGCCGAAACCCCGCCGAGGCGGCGGUGGCGCUGUCUGUUUGGAAAGGGUGGGACGGGCGUGCCGACCCUGGCGCCGAGUGGCUCGCCCGCCGCCCGCCGCCGCCCGCCGACUGCGGCUUCGAGUUCUCGGCGUUCUCGCGCUCCGCGGCGGGCAGGGCGCUGGUGUCGGCCGCGCGCGAUCCCACCCGAGCCACAGGGACGGACGUCAUCUUCCAUGAUGAGCUCUGCGUGGGUGUGCUCGACAAGUACCCCAAGGCCAGGGCGCAUGCCCUCGUCCUCGCCAGAGAGCCGGAUCUCCUGUCGGUGCACGAUCUCAGGCAGCGCCACGUCUCGCUCCUCAGACACAUGCUGGAGAGGGCACGCGGGUGGAGUGCAGCCAGGGCAGCCGAGGACCCCAGCCUGCCGGCCUUCAGGUGUGGCUUUCACGCGCUGCCGUCCAUGCCCCAGCUUCACCUGCACGUCAUCUCCCAGGACUUUGACAGCCCUUGCUUGAAGACCAAGCAGCACUACAACUCCUUCACCACCCCCUUCUUCCUGGACGCGGAGCGGUGGGUCAUCCCGCGGCUGCAGGCAGGGGGCCGUCUGAGCGCCCAGGACCUUCGGGGUGCAGCAGAGCACAUCAGGCGCCCCCUGGCCUGCCACCGGGUGCUUGGCUGGGUGCUGAGCCGCGUGGCUCGAUCCAAGCACGUCAGACUGUCUCUGGGAAGCAUUUACUUUUUCGGCAUCGAAGACCUGAAGCUGAGCCUCCUCAAGGGGCCCAUCCCUUUGACCGUGAGGAUAGGCAAGAUCGUGCUCUGGCCAGCCGAUGCCACGUCGGAGACGGGGGUGCUCAGCCUCCUGACUGGGGGCCUGCCCCGCAUCCCGCUGCUCCUGCGAGACGUGCGCGUCCUGCUCGAGGCGGGCCAAUGCACCGACAGGCCAGACAGGAGCGCCCCCGGGACCGAUGCGCCGCCCAAGCCCCAGCCGGGCGGUGGCGGCCGUGGGGCCCUGUCGCGCGCCGUUUCUCUUCUCCAGUUCCUGGCCAUCCACGUAGAGGACCUGACCAUCAGCGAUGCGGGCAAGCCCGUGCUGAGCUGGGCGGCGGCGGCGGUCGGCGUCGAGCGCGGCGCGCCUGCCCCGGCGCUGCCCACGCAGGCCGUCGCGGCGCUGAGGCCGCCGCGCGAUGCGGGCGUGGGGCGCAGCUGCAGCCAGCCGGGGCUGUUUGCGGACGAGGGCCCUGGCGCUGCCCCCGUCCCGCGCACGAAGGCCUGGCUGGCGGUCCACGGCCCCCUGCUGGCAGGCGCCGCGACGCAGCGCCAGCUCUGGGACUCGGCCACGGCGGCGCCAUUCGUGGCACUGGACAGCCUGGCGGUGUCCGGGCCGAUGCUGUUGGCCAAGCAGGCCACAGCAAAGCCGGAGACACGGCCACGCCCCUGGCAGUGCGGGGCGCACGCCGCCACCAUCCUCGACGUCAGCGUCAAGGGCACAAAGGCGCCCGUCAAGGUGUACACCGACGCGCUGCUGCAGGGAUCGGGCCUGCAGAUCUUGCACGGCCCCGGCAUGGAACCUGCGCUGGCCAUGAUGGCGCUGGCGGGCAAGCGCCUGGCGCCCAGCGACCCGGACAAGUCCCUCCCACGCCCGCCGCCCAUCCCCUGGUGGGACGACCUGCGCUACAUGUGGCGCGGGCGCGCAGGUCUGGAGGUCGCGGGCCUGCGCCUGACCCUGGCGGCCGACCGCCGCGCCGGCCCGGGCCCGGACUCGGCACGGCUGGUCUUGGCCGCCCACCGCGUCGGCGCUGAGCUGGCGGAGGGCGUGGCGGAGCUGAGGCUGGCGGGCCUGGCCGUGGACGCCUUUGAGGCGGUGGGACUGGACGGCCCCGCCGGCGGCUUGCUGCGCCUGCCCAUGCUGGCCGUGCCGGCGCUGACGCUGCGCCUGGAGGCGGGGUGGCGGCUGCCCGGCGGCCGUACCCCCCGGCAGCACCACCUCUUCCCCCCGACCCCGCCCCUGGACGGCGUCCAGGGGCCCCGCCUGCCGGGUGAACUGUACAAGUCCGAGGCCCUGGACCUGGGCAUCACCGCCGACCUGGGCGGCAGCGCUGCGCAGAGCGCCGUGGUCUACCUCGGCGAUCACCAGAUCCAGUUCCUGAGGACCUGGAUCGCGCUGUUGAGAAUGCCAGACCCUGCCGUCCGCGCCGUGGUCCGGCGCGGCACUUUCUUCGUGCGCAAGCCCAAGGGCCUGCCUCCCAAGAAGAACCUGCCCAAGCUGCUGCGGGAGAUGAAGAUCCAGGUGUCGGCCUCCCCGCUGGAAAUCGUGCACUUCACCUGCGACGCCACCGACCCCUCCCACAACGUCUGCAUCUCGGCGGUGGGGGUGGAGUUUGGCGCGAGCUGGCUCUUCAACCAGCCCAUUCCCUCCUUCCUCAAGCCACCGCCCCACGCCGCGAAAAGGCCCCCCCCCACGCGCACGAUCAGCCGCGAUUUCCUGGUGACGGCGCGUGACGUGGGUGUGCGCCGCGGCGGCGACCCGGCUCCUCCUGGGGAUGGCAAGGCCGCCUUGGAGGGCCUGGGGGGCUCGCCCGACGCCAAGCUGCUGAUUGACGGUGCGGCGCGGGACGCUCUGUGGGGCGCCAUCGAGCACCUGAGCGCGGCGCAGACGCCGGCCGCCAGCAUGGCGUCGCCCGGAUCCUGGGCCUCCCCCUGCCCCGGCUCCAGCCUGCCGCGGCGCUCGGCGGCCGGGGGGGCGCCCAUGACGACGCCGCUGGACGAUGCCAACGCAAAGCUGCGCUACUCUGUGGAGGUCGUCAACCUGCAGAUCAACCUGGAGGCCCAGCAAGCACAGGGCCGAUUCCUGCUGGCGGCGGAGUCGGGGCUGCUGGAGGGCCUGACCCUGCCCCACAACACGAUGAGCAUCACCAAGCUGACCCUGGACCAGGUGCAGGCGUAUGUCUCCGCCACGUCGGUCGACCCCGGCGCGACGCCCGCCUGGCUGGACACGCACGGCGGCCGCUUCGCGCCGGGCGCGGAGCCCUCGCUGCGCCGGGUGUUCAACCCCAUCCACAUCGGCCUGCGCCACUCGCGCGUGACCCCGGGCGCGCACGCCGGCGGCGGGGGCGCGGCAAGCGCGCCGUCCCGCGUCACGCCGGGCCCCCGUUGCGGCGAGGGCGGCGCCCACCGCCGCACCUCCACCGCCCCCGGCUGGGGCCCCGCCAGCUUCACGGGCGCGGGGCCGCGCGGGGAGGAGCUGCUGCUCAGCGUUCCCCAGAUCGUGGCUACCAUGGAGGGCACGGAGUUCGAGGUCCUGGUGGAGGUGGUGGAGAUGCUGCUCAGCCAGGGGCCUGGCGUGGACACCGUCGGCGAGGAGGGGUCCCUGCUCGCGGCAGACUGUGCCGGGGACGAGGUGGAGGACGCGCGGCAGAGCUACGCCCUCCUCCGCCGCGAGCUGGCCGAGGCCCGGGCGCUGACGGUGGAGGGCCUGCUGCUGUGCUGGGCCGAGGAGCAGGAAGAAAGGGCAGCCACCACGCUCGAAGCUGCCCGCUCCAGCCUCCAGGACCUCAAGGCCGAGGCACGCAAGCGGCAGCAGAACCGGUUCGCGUCGCGGCUGCGCCUGCAGGUGGACCGCGUGGUGUGGCAGCUCUGCUCCCCCGGCCGCGAGCCCUUCGUCCAGGCCUCCAUCCGGCGCCUGUGCCUGGACCGCCUGCGCAACCGCGACCACUCCGGCUCCUUCAAGUUUGUCAUCCACCGCAUCGAGGUGCUGGAUGCGCUGGGCACGCUGGAGCCCGCCCCCGGCGUCGGCGCGGGCGUCAUCCUGUCGGUCUGGAACCCUGACGCCUCCUGGGCGCGUGACGACGUGCUCCGCCUCGUGGCCACGCUGGGCGUGCCCACCAAGGCGAGGCGGGGUGGUGAUGGAGAGGGAGGCGGGGGGAACCACACCGUGUAUGAGCACGUGGAUGCCUCGCUCCACCCUCUGGCGGUGCACCUUACCGAGUCCAUUGCUGUGGCCUUCUGGGAGUACUUCUUCCCCAAGGAGCCGGAUGCAGCCAAGCGGCAGGCAGCCUUCGCCCAGUCCUUCAAGCCCGCGCCGUCCAGGAAGGGGCACCGGCGCGCCCGCACCGCCCUUCCCAGUGAAGCUGAGGGUGGGAGCCUGGCGGGGGAGCUGUCGCAUGGCGAGGGAUCCGGGUCCUUCACGCCGCCGCCCCUAGGGGCUUGCGCCACGCCGCGCUCGGCGCCCAGCAAGCUGCACCGCCGCGGCACCUCCGAGGGCCAGGGCUCGCUGAGCAGGCAAGGCAGCGCCUCCCACGAUCUCACCAUCUCCCCCGAGAACUCGGUGGGCGGCGCGGGGUCGCCCCUCUUCGGCUCUGGCGGCCGACGCGGCGUCAGGCAGGCCUCCAUGUCGGCGGUGGUGCGCACCUCGCGCCGCUACCUGCGCCGCAUGGGCGGCGUGGGCGGGGAGGGGAGCAAGAGCGCGCGCCGGCCCUCCACAGCAGCCGCCCGGAAGCCGAGGUUCAAGCACUUCCGGACCAACCGCAUGCAUUGCCGGGUCACCUACGCCGGGUACCCCCUGACAUUCACCGACCUGAAACUGGUGCUGGACAACCGCACCUAUGAGAACUUUGAGGGCGGGUGGCGGGACCUGCUGGCGCGCAUCAAGUGGGACACAGUGAAGAGCGUGGCCAAGUCGGUCACGGGGCUCCAGGGCCGCAAAUUCAAGGAGCUCCUGUCAGACUCCGCCGCAGAGGUCGAGGUACCUGCCAAGCAGAAGACCGGGUCACACGGGAAGGGCCUGCUUGCCUCCCUGGGGCUGGGCAAGUCGAAGCACAGCAGGCAGUCGUCUGGGUCGGAGUCCGGCUCGAGCACCGUGCCCCUGACGGGGGAGCAGGCACAGACGGCGCACAAGGCUCGCAUGCUGUUCGGCGGGACCCAUGCCCUGAGCCGACCCCACCCGCCAGCCACCGCUGCGUCGUCGUCCUCGCAGCAUGCACAGCGCGGGCACACCCCAGACGCCAGUCCCCAGCGUGGAGGGGUGCCGCGCUCGCCCCCCUCGACCCAGCGGUCGGCGGGGUCCCUGGGCGGGGGCAUGGAGCCGGAACCCCUUUCCUCCGCGACGCACUCGGACGAGCACACGGCCGAGGCGCUGCUGGGGACGGGGGGCCAGCCCCAGGGAUGGGUGCAGAAAGUCGCCCAGAGGGCCCAGCACGGCGCCGCUCGCCUGCGGGAGUCCAUAUGA